Messenger RNA from Pelmatolapia mariae (spotted tilapia), 3543 nucleotides. RefSeq names its product periostin, osteoblast specific factor b (gene postnb). The transcript is spliced from 21 exons. The record is from RefSeq and is a predicted model, not a curated record. Gene Ontology annotation, molecular function: cell adhesion molecule binding. Lineage: Eukaryota; Metazoa; Chordata; Actinopteri; Cichliformes; Cichlidae. Gene Ontology annotation, cellular component: extracellular matrix. The coding region runs from base 20 to 2395 and encodes 791 amino acids. Gene Ontology annotation, biological process: extracellular matrix organization; cell adhesion.
GCUAGCGAAGGAAUCAGGGAUGAAGCUCCUUUUUGUGGUUGCCUGUGCACUUUUUGUGCUCUGUACAUUUGAUAAUGCUGACUCCUCAGCUUAUGACAAAAUUGUUGCCCACAGCAGGAUCAGGGCAAGAAAAGAAGGACCCAAUGUCUGCGCCCUCCAGCAAGUCAUGGGAACCAAGAAGAAAUACUUUAGCACUUGCCGUAACUGGUACAGAGGGUCCAUCUGUGGAAAGAAAGCGACUGUGCUUUAUGAGUGCUGCCCAGGGUAUAUGAAAAUGGAUGGCAUGCUUGGCUGCCCUGCAGUUGCCCCGAUUGACCACGUGUAUGGCAGUUUGUCUAUAGUGAAGGCCUCAUCAACCCAAAACUACGCUGACAUUUCCAAGCUAAGACCUGAGAUUGAGGGACCAGGAUCUUUCACCUUCUUUGCUCCCAGCAAUGAGGCUUGGGAUAAUUUGGAUACGACAGUGAGGGAUGCGCUGGUCAGCAACGUCAAUAUUGAACUAUACAACGCUCUUCAUUAUCAUAUGGUCAACAAGCGCCUCCUGACCAAAGACUUAAAGAAUGGAAUAAAAGUCACCUCCAUGUACAACGACCUUGAUCUCCAUAUUAACCAUUACUCCAAUGGGAUAGUGACUGUGAACUGCGCCAGGAUCAUCUACGCCAACCAGAUCGCCACAAAUGGAGUCGUGCAUGUCAUCGACCGCGUCAUCAGUACUAUUGGAAACACUAUUCAAGAUGUCAUUGAAGUUAACGAUGACUUGACAACCCUGAGUGAUCUAUUUCAAAAUUCUGAGCUUUUGGAGAAACUGGGUCAGCCAGGACAUUACACUCUUUUUGCCCCUACCAAUGAAGCCUUUGAGCAGCUCGGCAGCGAUGUGCUGGAAAGAAUUCAGAGUGACAAGCAGGCCCUCAAAGCUCUUCUGUCUUUCCACCUCCUGGACUCAAUCCAGUGUUCUGAGGGUAUCCUGGCUGGCACCUCUUAUGAGACACUGGAGGGCAACAACAUUGAAAUUGGCUGUGAUGGCGAAAGCUUGACAGUCAAUGGCAUUAAAAUGGUGCGCCAGAAGGACAUUGUCACCACCAAUGGUGUCAUCCACAUUAUUGACAAAGCACUUGUUCCAGACUCAGCUAAGCAGGUAAUGGAACUGUUGGGAAGUUCCCAGUCAACCUUCAGUGACAUGGUGUCCGAGCUGGGCCUCUCUGGUGGCAUGAGAUCAGAUGCAGAGUACACUUUACUGGCUCCAUUCAACAGUGUCUUUAGUGAUGAAAUAAUGUCCAUGGAUCAGGACUUACUCAGAAUUAUCCUGGAGAACCACAUCUUGAAGACUAAGAUUGUUCUGGGACAGCUGUACAAUGGCCAGCAGCUGGAGACCAUCGGAGGGAAACUUCUUCGGGUCUUCAUCUAUCGUUCAGCUGUGUGCAUCGAGAAUUCCUGCCUGAUACGAGGCAGUAAAGAAGGAAGCAAUGGGGCCCUUCAUCUCAUGAGGACUCUGUUGAAACCUGCAGAAAAAACUAUGUACGAGAUUCUGACAGAAAACGGAGGGUUCAAGAUCUUUUUGUCUCUGAUGGAAGCUGCUGGCUUGACUGACGUGCUUCGACAGGAGGGAGGCUUUACUCUGUUUGCCCCAAGCGACAAGGCUUUUGCAGGUUUAAGUGAAAGAGACAUGGCUGUGUUGAAGAAGGACAUAAAUGCACUCAGAACCAUCCUUCUGUAUCACAUCAAUAAUGGUAUCUUCAUUGGUGGUGGUUUGGAGCCUGGGGUGACAAACCUUCUCAAGUCCCUCCAGGGCAGCAACCUUAAAGUCAUAGUUGCAAACAACACUGUGAAGGUUAAUUCUGUUCAAAUCCCUGAGGCUGAUAUGAUGGCCACAAAUGGAGUCAUUCACUUUGUCAACAAGCUGUUGUAUCCUGAAGAUAUCCCUAUUGGAUCCCAGGAACUCCAGAUGGUUCUGACGAAGCUCAUCUCUUAUAUUCAAUUUAAGUACAUUUCUGGAUUCAGAUAUCAGGAAAUUCCCCUUACAUUUUUGAAAGUGACAAGGGUCAUUCAAAGGGAACCCAUCGUCAAAACGGUUACCAGGGUGAUUGAAAAGCAGAACCCCGUCCAAAAGGUUACCAGGGUGAUUGAAACGCAGAACCCCGUCCAAAAGGUUACCAGGGUGAUUGAAAGACAGAACCCCGUCCAAAAGGUUACCAGGGUUGUCUCUGGGCCUCAAUACUCAGUCAGCACUGGCACCAGCAACAUUGAUCUGGAAGGAGUCGAUCUUUCAGAAGUUUCCACCAUUGAAACGAGCGAUCUUGACGCAUCAAGGCUUACCAAAAUAAUCCAAAAAGGCAGUUCCAGAGGAACUAAUCCCAGAAGAGUUAUAGCUGGCGGUAGGAGGAGGGGAAGGGACUGAGCACAAGCCGAUGAGAACACCUCCGGGUAAAAGCAGAAAGAGACGUCAAACCCAGAGGUUAAAGUUGGUGUUUUAAUACAAGGGCUGUGCCUAAAAUGUCAGUGAUUUCAUACUGUAAUAGGUAUACCUGACAAAAAAACUACUCUCAUAAACACUUUAAUGGUGCUUUGAAUGUAUAUAAAACAAGUUCACAUGACUAUUUCAGCAUGAUUUUAAAUACACAGAAAGUCAAAGCAGCUAUAGGAUAGUCUGAAUGCAUUCAUUCAUUAGAUUUACAAUAAAAUACUUCAAUUUUGAGCUUCUUUAUGAAUUUGCUUAACGCAAAGAGGUUAAAAGCUGCCUGGAAAAUUUCAAAAUCUAAGCAUGAUAAAGAUUAAAAAAAAAAAAAAACAUGUUUUCUGACUUUAACUGUAUGGUUUGUUUUUUUUUUCUCUGUGUAUUGUUUAAAUUGUAAUGUAAAUUUGUCUCUCUUUCUAUCAUUUGGAAUGAUGUAGCUGAAUGCUUUUGGCUUUGCCUUCUAUUUUUCAAACAUCUUCCAAUAAAGUGCUUUUGUUGAGAUAAAUAUGCCUGUUUGAACAGGGCAUUAGUGGAGAUUGUGUCAUUUUGAAGUCUUUGCAAAAUUCUUAAAUGGUAAGUUUUGUUUCAUUGAGAUGUUAAAACUAAAUUUGUGCUUGGAAAAAAAUUCUUUACUCCACAAAAGUUUGACCACAAAAUUAAAGUGAAAACAGUACACAAACAACAUAAUUUUUUUUUAAAGUAUGCUAAUUCUGCUUUUGUUAGCCUGUUAAAUGUUUAACAUUAUGCGGUCCUGCUCAGAGAAAAAUGUAUAGUUUUGAAAAUGUUUUGCCACUUGAUAUAGGAUUUUAUCUAGUGAGUAACUGCAAGCUUCCUUUGUUAUUUUAAUUUUAUAAUGUGCCAUCUGUUUUCAAUGAGUGACAUAUCCAGACACAGGACCAACAGAUUAGCACCUUUAUUAGAGUCAUGCUCCUCUAUAUGCGUGGAUUAUGGCAGUACGGGUAGCAGCAUUUCUUCUACCAAAAUUUGAUUGUUGUUCAGCUUUAAUGCUUUUCAUACAUUUUGGAAAUGCUACUAAGCAGUGAUUUCAAAAAUAUUUACACAAAUUAUGCCAUAAUGUAAUGUACUCAAUU